UAUAUUAUCAUGGCAUUUGAUGGUUCACCUGGUCUUGCUCCACAAUCGGUGUUCCCCUUAUUCUCAUACAAAGCUCUGUAGUGCCUAAGCAUGGAUGAGGUGUUGUUGUUAUAUCCCAGCUCCCUGGCACAUAGCAAACACUUCACCUUGUACAAAAGUAAAGACAGCUUAACAUAUGUUUUAUUGCACCAUCAGUAUUAUGAAAAUACAUUUUCUGUAGAAAUUUACAUACCUUGUUGGGAGGAAUAAAAUCAAAAUGUUCCCACACAGGGGAGGACAUCCUCCUCUUCUUAGCUGGCUCCAUUCUCUCCUGACUUUCUCUCCUCACUCUCAUGAACCUCCAAACUGUCUCUAACUCUCACUAACUGCAACUCUCCAUCAAACACCCACAUUUUUGAAUGAAGUCUGAGGGGUUUAUAUCGCUGUCAUAUCUCGCGGCAAAGUUCGAACCGCUUCAUGAACCAGUCACGUGGUACAGCCGGGCAGCGAGGCUUCGGACGUCAUCAUUUUCAGCUCCUCCCAUAAAUGAAGCAAGCCUCGAUACGCGCUUCGCGGAAACGUCCCCUCCAUUACUCGACACACGCUUCGAAGCCUCGAUACAGAACGUCACAUCACUAGUGUCAACAUCAUGCAUGGACCCUGAGCUAUGCCUUGGAAAAAAAACCAUCAAAAUGUUGCGUUAUUUCACCUUAUUGUUCAUAUUUGGAUGUGUGAGCAAAGUGUUGUGUCUUCAGAGUUCAUGUAGCGCAGAACCUCCAGGCCCGGAAAGAGCGGCGGGCUGCGGUUGUGAUAAGCUGACUAGAGACGCUCCAACUGUGGAUCCCUUGGACGAGGAUGAGGGUAAAGCACCUUCCACAGAUCCUGAUCUCAAAUACUCCAAAGACGCAAAUGACAGGACGAAUCAGGUGCAGGACAAUGAGCGGGAAACACAACAUCCGAUGGUGCAGAUUUCUGGAGGGGAGUUCCUGAUGGGAACAGACAACCCAGGCAUCCCCCCAGACGGUGAGGGACCCCAGAGAGUGGUGUAUGUGGACUCCUUCAACAUAGACAUCCAUGAAGUCACUAACCAACAGUUUCAGAGCUUCGUCCUUGCGACAGGAUAUGUGACUGAGGCAGAGAAAUUUGGAGACUCGUUUGUUUUCGAGGGACUUUUGAGUGAGCCAGUGAAAAGCCAAGUCACUCAAGCAGUGGCCGCUGCCCCUUGGUGGCUUCCAGUCAAAGGAGCCUCCUGGAGGCACCCUGAGGGCCCAGACUCCAACAUCACAGACAGGCUCCAUCAUCCUGUUUUGCAUGUCUCGUGGAAAGAUGCUUUUGCCUACUGCUCCUGGGCUAACAAGAGACUCCCCACAGAAGCAGAGUGGGAGUAUGCCUGCAGGGGUGGCCUGAAAGACAGACUUUAUCCAUGGGGAAACAAGUUGAACCCUAAAGGACAACACUUUGCUAACCUCUGGCAGGGAGACUUCCCCACACACAACUCUGGAGAAGAUGGGCAUAUCAAAACUUCACCGGUGAUGUCCUUUCCUCCCAAUGCUUUUGGUCUGUACGACAUGGUGGGGAAUGCAUGGGAAUGGACAGCAGACUGGUGGACUGUGCAUCACACCACGGACCCGCAACGCAACCCAACGGGGCCUCCCUCAGGCAAAGAUAAAGUGAAGAAGGGAGGGUCAUACAUGUGCCACAAGUCUUACUGUUACAGGUAUCGCUGUGCAGCAAGAAGCCAAAAUACACGGGACAGCUCAGCUUCUAAUCUUGGUUUCCGCUGUGUUUCUCAGGAGAAACGAUAAUCUCACCUGCUUGUCUUAAACACACUUUUACUGAAGCUGCUGCCUAAACCCGUUGUUGACUAUGCAGGAAGGACAUGCAACAUUUUACUGUGAUCUCAUUGCCAAACAUCUGAAUAUGAUGGACGGUAAAUCUUCUCUACUAUGACAUAUGUUCACAGUAUUCUCACUUUUUAUAGUUUUUCAGAUGUUUUUAUAAGAAAUGAAUGAAAAAGCUUUCUCUGGCCACCUUUGAGCACUGGUGGGGAAAAAUAUUAAUAAUUCAAGUUACUGUACAUUUCACUGGAACAGAUUAGUGUGUUUUUUUUCUUGUUGCCAUUAUCAGCUAAAAGCUGGUUGUGCUGAAAGUAAAUCUUAAUGUACAGAAAAUGACUUUGCUGUAAAAUCAUUGUAGAAACUUGUCCUUUUUUUGCUCAAAAGCACUGUUUCAUACAUUUCCAUUAUAAAGUUGUUGUAAUAAAGCAGUAUUUUCCUCUUUAAAAAAAA
Molecule: messenger RNA, 2267 nt
Organism: Neolamprologus brichardi
Lineage: Eukaryota; Metazoa; Chordata; Actinopteri; Cichliformes; Cichlidae
Gene: sumf1
Product: sulfatase modifying factor 1
Biological process (GO): protein oxidation
Cellular component (GO): endoplasmic reticulum
Molecular function (GO): formylglycine-generating oxidase activity
Source: RefSeq, a predicted model, not a curated record